AGUGCGCGUCCUAAGUCUGUUAGAGAGCUCAAUAGCCGGUCUUUUCUGCGCACCCGUCUAAGACGUCUUAGUUCGGCCUGUUGUGGAGUAGUAACCGCCAAAAAGGACUCGGAAGUGGUCGCACGAGGCCCUCAACGCCACCAUGCCCAAGAAUAAAGGUAAAGGAGGUAAAAACAGGCGCAGGGGUAAGAAUGAGAAUGAAUCUGAAAAAAGAGAGUUGGUGUUUAAAGAGGAUGGACAAGAGUAUGCUCAGGUAAUCAAAAUGUUGGGAAAUGGACGAUUGGAAGCAUUGUGUUUUGAUGGCGUAAAGAGGUUAUGCCAUAUCAGAGGGAAAUUGAGAAAAAAGGUUUGGAUAAAUACUUCAGACAUCAUAUUGGUUGGUCUACGAGACUAUCAGGAUAACAAAGCUGAUGUAAUUUUAAAGUACAAUGCAGAUGAAGCUAGAAGUCUGAAGGCAUAUGGCGAGCUUCCAGAACAUGCUAAAAUCAAUGAAACAGACACAUUUGGUCCUGGAGAUGAUGAUGAAAUCCAGUUUGAUGAUAUUGGAGAUGAUGAUGAAGACAUUGACGAUAUCUAAAUUGAACUGAGUGAUUUUACAUUUGAAGUUUUCUGAGGAUUGUUCUACAGUUGGGAUUUUGACUAUCACCUGUUAAGAAGAGAAAUUCGUUUCGUUUAUAGUCUGUUAAAGCAAACUGAUAUUUUCAUUGUUUUAAAGUAUUUAUUUCUGUAAAAGCUGAUGACACUGAAUUGUGUCACCAAAAAAGAAGUAUUAAAUAUUAAUACUUUAUUGUUUUGAUGUAAUGGAACUUAGAGAUAAAAGAUCAUAAUAUUUGCUGUAAAAACAAAUAAACGAAUGCCUUUUCUACUGUGA
Molecule: messenger RNA, 871 nt
Organism: Cebus imitator (Panamanian white-faced capuchin)
Lineage: Eukaryota; Metazoa; Chordata; Mammalia; Primates; Cebidae
Product: eukaryotic translation initiation factor 1A, Y-chromosomal
Exons: 7
Coding region: 143-577 (144 amino acids)
Biological process (GO): translational initiation
Cellular component (GO): cytoplasm
Molecular function (GO): RNA binding; translation initiation factor activity
Source: RefSeq, a predicted model, not a curated record